AUGCAGAAGGACACCGGGGACCUCUGGGACGUCGCGGCGUCGCUCGACAACGUCGCCGUGGCGUACGGCGGCGACCGCAAGCUGGCGGCCCUCGAGAGAAGCACCAUGUUGCGUUCACAGCAGAUGCCCGUGUCCGAGGAGCAAGCCGGGCAGGAGGCGAAGCCCAACGAGGAGCAGGGAGCGGCCAGCGGCGCCAGCUCGUACAACGCCCGGAGCGGCGCGAUCUUCGGCAUCUUGCGGCAGAUGAAGGAGGAGUUCGAGAAGGAUCUCUCCACGGCCCAGAAGGAGGAGCUGCAGUCUCUGAUCUCCUUCCAGAGGCUCCGAGGGACCAAGACUGGCGAGAUACACGCAGCAGGUGAGCUGCAGGACCUGAGCGCAAAGAGAACGAGCUGGCGCAGCUGCAGGCGCCGCACCUCCCACGGAGGAGGUGGUUGCGACGAAGGACGCGCUGAGCGCCGACCAGCAGUUCCUGCUCGAGCUGGAGGAGAAGUGCAAAAGCGCCGUCGCUGA
Prorocentrum cordatum is the source of this 510-nucleotide messenger RNA. NCBI's taxonomy places the organism in Eukaryota, Dinophyceae, Prorocentrales, Prorocentraceae. The record is from the annotation of a GenBank genome assembly.